This is a messenger RNA of Aphis gossypii (cotton aphid), 2097 nucleotides long. Its product is annotated as glutamate-gated chloride channel-like. Gene Ontology annotation, molecular function: chloride channel activity; extracellular ligand-gated monoatomic ion channel activity; neurotransmitter receptor activity. Bases 380 to 1690 code for a protein of 436 amino acids. The transcript is spliced from 11 exons. Lineage: Eukaryota; Metazoa; Arthropoda; Insecta; Hemiptera; Aphididae. Gene Ontology annotation, cellular component: synapse; neuron projection; membrane. The record is from RefSeq and is a predicted model, not a curated record. Gene Ontology annotation, biological process: chloride transmembrane transport; regulation of membrane potential; nervous system process.
UGAAAUUUAACGUCCACGCAGUGCCCUCUUAGCCGUUGAUCGUUCACGAUGCGCCGAUAAUUCGUUGAACCAUCGCAAUAAUAAUACAACGAUAAUAUAAUAUAUGUAGUUCGAUUCAGAUGCAUAUCGAUAAUAGAUACUAUACGACCAAGCGUACAUACUAUUUGUCAAAUCAUUUUUUUCUCUUUGUUUUUUGAAAUCAUUUCAUUUGCGACGUUUUUAUUUACACAUCAUUUGUUCGUAUAGAGCACAUCUUCAUCGUUGUUCGAUUAUACCAGACGAGAAUAUCGUAAAACGAGAUCGCGUAUAUGUGAAGUUCUACUUUUGCGGAUUCGUGGAUUAACGACGGUUACCUAACCUAACAGAACGGAAAAGGACGAUGAACUUCUCCAAAAUACUGUAUAUAUCUAUACUAUACGUAUCAAUAUUGAAAUAUUCAGAAUCGCUGCCGUCAAAAGAAGUACCAUUUAAAUUCGAAAAUGGAAAAUCGGACAAACAUAUACUUGAUCAUCUAUUGAAUACUGAUAUUUAUGACAAGCGAUUAUUGCCACCAUCUUAUGGUCCUUCAAUUGUCAAUGUCAGUGUAGUGCUAUUUACAUUAUCAUCCCCCGAUGAAUCAAGCUUGAAAUAUGACAUCGAGUUUCUGCUGCAACAAGAAUGGUAUGACUCAAGGCUGCAGUUUCCCAAUCAGACAGCUUUCAGCGUUCUGAACGGCAUUCAUCACCAGGGUGACAUUUGGCUGCCGGAUACGAACUUUCACAUGCACGGUGACUUUAAGCCAACCCAGAGGCCCAUACGGUUCACUCUGAAUGUGUAUGGCGACGGCAGGGUAGAGUACACGACUAGGCGUCAUCUGAUGUUAUGUUGUGAAGGCUCGAUGAAUAUAUUUCCAUUCGAUCAGCCAUUAUGUACAUUUUCUAUGGAAAGCAUAUCAUAUGAAAAGUCUGAUUUAAAGUAUGUUUGGAAAGACGAUAAUUCAGUCUUAGUAAAGUCUCCUAAUUUGAAAACUUCAAAUGCUUACUUGGAGCGAAAUCGAACUUAUGAAUGUGCUUCUACUGGCAGUUGGAGAGGUAAUUACAGUUGUCUACAAGUAGAAAUGAUAUUUAGUAGAGAUAGAACAUUUUAUUUCGCUACUAUUUUCAUACCAGGCUUAAUUUUAGUUACCUCAUCAUUUAUCACAUUUUUCCUAGAAUGGGAUGCAGUACCAGCAAGAACAAUUAUUGGCGUUACGACUAUGUUGAAUUAUUUUACGACUUCCAACAGUUUCCGUCGGACUCUGCCCGAUGUAGCUAAUUUGACUGCUAUGAAUGUUUGGGAUGGAGUCUGUAUGUGUUUUGUGUUUGCUAGUUUCGUAGAAUUCGUAAUAGUAAAUUGUACAGGAAGAAGAAAAGUAAAAUCAAACAUUUCAAGUAACGCAGGGAAUGGCACUAUUUCAAAGAAGAGUUCCAAAGAAAUUAAAUGCCCAGAAUGCGCUCAAAAUGUAUGUUCACAUUCGCUCCUAAUAGAUGUUCUUCCAAAAACGAGUGAAAAGAUCUCGACGAAAUCGACUGACCCAGUCCAUUUGGCCAAGACGAUCGACAUGGUGGCCCGGUUCACGUUUCCGUCGGCGUUCGUAAUGUUUUUGGCGUUCUUCUUUUUCUACUACUCGGUGAAUGCUCACAAUCGUGGUAUAUCCGUUGGCACCGAUUAAAUCAGUUGUCGACUAUCUCAGUGGAAUGUACCGUGAAAGGCAAUCAAAGCAACCCAUCAACCCUUCCUCUAUCCCAUCCCUUUAGGUCGGCUUGAUAAAAAUAAGGCCCAAAACAGGGGGUUUCACAGUCAUGGCCCUUCUUGUUGUAAUUUAUUUAAGUAAAAUAUACUGUUUUACCACGUUUGUCCCCUUCAAAAUAUUAUAAUUAAAUUUAAAUUAAUAUUUUUGAAAAGAGAUCUCGGAAAACUAUUAUCAUCUAGUCUGAGAGUCACAAUUAUUGUAUUUUUUUUUUAUCUGUUUAUCUAAAUUUUUAUUUUUAGGAUUGCCAAUUCAUAAAUCUAAGAAGUGUAAUUGUGUAAAUAUUGUAGCGAUUGAAUUGUUUAUUUUUAUUAAACAGUAUUCAAAUA